Andrographis paniculata is the source of this 495-nucleotide messenger RNA. Its product is annotated as cytochrome P450 71AU50-like. The transcript is spliced from 2 exons. The record is from RefSeq and is a predicted model, not a curated record. Bases 1 to 495 code for a protein of 164 amino acids. Gene Ontology annotation, molecular function: monooxygenase activity; heme binding; iron ion binding. Lineage: Eukaryota; Viridiplantae; Streptophyta; Magnoliopsida; Lamiales; Acanthaceae.
AUGGCCAUGCGAUUCCGAUCGAUCCCGACGAUCGUUGUCUCGUCCCCGGCUGCCGUGAAACUCUUCUUGAAAACACAUGACCUAAAUUUCUCGGACAGGCCACACCAUGAGGCUUCGAGGUACCUUUGCUAUGAGCAGAGGAAUCUUGCAUUCGGAGAGUAUAGUCCGUUUUCGCGAGACAUGCGGAAACUUUGCACCGUGGAGCUAUUGACAUCUUCGAAGAUAAGCCAAUUUCAACCAAUGAGGGAACGACAGCUCGGCCUAUUGGUCGAUUCACUUAAACGGGGUUGCGGUGAAGUUGUCGAUAUGAGUAAAUAUGAUAAUAAAGAUCUUGACGAAAAAGAUUUUAAGAAAGUGAUGAAGGCGACAAUGGAGGAGGCCGGGGCUUUCAAUCUUGGCGACUACUUCCCGUACCUUCGGGGGAUCGAUCUCCAGGGAUCGGCCCGAAGGUUGAGGGAUCUUAGCAAGAUAUUUGAUGGGUUCUUGGAAAGUUAG